Spathaspora passalidarum NRRL Y-27907 is the source of this 893-nucleotide messenger RNA. RefSeq names its product mitochondrial 37S ribosomal protein uS7m. Gene Ontology annotation, molecular function: structural constituent of ribosome; rRNA binding; mRNA binding. The record is from RefSeq and is a predicted model, not a curated record. Bases 21 to 848 code for a protein of 275 amino acids. Gene Ontology annotation, biological process: ribosomal small subunit assembly; translation. Lineage: Eukaryota; Fungi; Ascomycota; Pichiomycetes; Serinales; Debaryomycetaceae. The transcript has a single exon. Gene Ontology annotation, cellular component: ribosome.
CGAGGUUAUAGAAGCGGAUAAUGUCGUUAAUUAGAAAUAGUUUAAGAGUAGCCUCCAGGUCAUUACCUAGAGCUGCCAGCACCAUACGCCCAAAUACAUCCCUUUUAAGAUUUAAUUCAACCACUACCACCACCAACCCAUCAUCUCCACAACAACCAAAUGACAUACAAUCAUCUAAAGUCAGUUUGGCUGCUCAAAUAUAUCCAAUAAAUAAAGACAGUAUAACUGAAACUGAUGUUGACCAAUGGUUAAGCGCAGUUAGAGAGUUAAAGAAAGGUAAGACUCAACACGAAACCGCUGAAGAAAUCUAUCUUGCCGAAUUAACCAACCCAGAACAAUUUUUGCAAGACAAGUUUGAACCAACUGAAGCACAACUUGAAGAAGUUCAAGCUUAUGCUGAUAAGAAAGUCCCAUUAAGAACUGAUCCAACUAUUGAUUAUUUAGUCAACCUCCUUAUGAGACAUGGUAAGAAACAGCUUGCCAGAAAGACAUUAUCAAGAGCACUCUAUAUCGUUCAUUUAAAACUUAGAAAAGAUCCUAUUGAAGUGUUGAAACAAACCUUAGACCAAUUGGCUCCUAUAGUGAAAACAUCCACUUUAAAGACAAAUACCGCCAAGAAUGUUAUCAUUCCAGUUCCAUUGAAUGAAAAACAAAGACUUAGAUUUGCUUGGUUAUGGAUUUUAGAAGGUGCAGAAAAGAAGAAAUCCUCAGACAUAUCUGUCAGAUUGGCCGAAGAAAUUAUCCAAUCUUAUGAAGGAAAAUCUUCUGGUUAUGAUAAGAGAGCAUUGAUGCACAAGCAAGCAACUCAACAAAGAUCUUAUAUCAAGACCCAAUCUAGAAGACGUUAAGCGUUUUAUUGUACAUAGUUAAUAACAUUUAAUAUUUAGGUCUAU